Messenger RNA from Scutellospora calospora, 290 nucleotides. NCBI's taxonomy places the organism in Eukaryota, Fungi, Glomeromycota, Glomeromycetes, Diversisporales, Gigasporaceae. The record is from the annotation of a GenBank genome assembly.
UGACACCCGAAUUCACAGUUGAUAGAAAGAAUGUUACUGUGAUCGUUGUAGAAUCUCUCACAGGAAGGAGUGAAAAUAUGCGUCAAGCUGAUGUAAUUUCUGAUCAAACUGUAUAUGGAGUUCGUAUCGCCUCCUCGUACUUUACAUUUUACAAAACUGUAAUCCCUGCAGAAUAUUGGAAUAAACUUGAUUUAAGCUUACCACAGAACGAGUUUGUUGUUAUUAAAAGAUGGCUAGAAGGGGAGCGUCCAGAGACUGGUCUGGACAUUGCAAAACCAAAUGGGAGAUGA